Prunus armeniaca (apricot) is the source of this 453-nucleotide messenger RNA. The record is from the annotation of a GenBank genome assembly. Lineage: Eukaryota; Viridiplantae; Streptophyta; Magnoliopsida; Rosales; Rosaceae.
AUGCACCCGCAGGCAGUUCGAGAAGUCCCAUGGAAGUUUAGUAAAAGCAAGCAAACGAGGAGAAGGAUAAGAGCGUGGUCAACACAUUGGCUUGUUGCAAGCAUCCGCGAGCUAGGCUUAAAGCAUAUCGAGACUCCGAUCGAGAUUAAGUGCAAGGAUCAAUGUGCACAAGAGGCUGGGCCUACAACCCGAUGUUCACGCCCGCUUGGGCCUUUAGAGAAGCGUUCAUGCGAGACUAGGCUCCUAGAAGAUCAGCCUCACGGUCAUUCCAUGAAGUACGAGAAGAAAGACGCUCACCUGCUCGGUCCGGAGGAGCCAACUCACGAAUACAAGCUACUGAGGGUCCCAUGCAAGCUUAGUCCACCAAUAAGUCGAGCAGGCAUGACAGUCGACGUGAACUGCAAACCAUGCGGGCAGAAGAUGUUGAGACUUAAAGAUUGGAGGAGAUUUUGA